Puntigrus tetrazona (Sumatra barb) is the source of this 2314-nucleotide messenger RNA. RefSeq names its product phosphatidylinositol 4-kinase type 2 alpha (gene pi4k2a). Gene Ontology annotation, biological process: Golgi organization; phosphatidylinositol phosphate biosynthetic process; endosome organization. The transcript is spliced from 9 exons. Gene Ontology annotation, molecular function: 1-phosphatidylinositol 4-kinase activity. The record is from RefSeq and is a predicted model, not a curated record. Bases 205 to 1548 code for a protein of 447 amino acids. Gene Ontology annotation, cellular component: lysosomal membrane; plasma membrane; trans-Golgi network. Lineage: Eukaryota; Metazoa; Chordata; Actinopteri; Cypriniformes; Cyprinidae.
CAAGCGCGAUCGGGAGCGCCGAUUGGCCAGCGGCGUCGCUGUGACGCACGAGCUCCGCCUCUAUCCGGAAGCAGGCUGUCAUGUGACUAGUUUGUUGGCGAUCUGCUGUAAGGAACCGCAUCAUUUCAUUACGGCAACAAACAAACGCUUGUCCCGCGUAAUUCCCCCUCUCCCCUAGCCGUUCUCCUCUCUCCCUUCUCCGCCAUGGACGAGACGAGCCCGCUGGUCUCUCCGCUUCGCGAUUCCAACGACUUCAACUACGGUCCCGCCGAGCCGACCAGUCCCCGGGGCGGAUUUGGAGGGACGCCGGGCUCCGUGGUGCGUCUCCCGGCCGGGAGUCCCGGACGCAGCCGCGAGCGGCAGCCUCUCCUGGACCGAGACCGAGGUGCGUCGCCCCGAGACCCGCACAGAAACGAGUUCCAGGAGGACCCGGAGUUCAGGGAGAUCAUCCGGAAGGCGGAGCGGGCCAUCGAGGAGGGCAUCUACCCCGAGCGCAUCUACCAGGGCUCCAGCGGCAGCUACUUCGUCAAAGACUCGGCAGGGAAGAUCAUUGGCGUCUUCAAACCAAAGAACGAGGAGCCGUACGGCCAGCUGAACCCCAAGUGGACCAAAUGGCUGCAGAAGCUCUGCUGUCCCUGCUGCUUCGGCCGGGACUGUCUGGUCCUGAACCAGGGCUACCUGUCCGAGGCCGGCGCCAGCUUGGUGGACCAGAAACUAGAGCUCAACAUCGUGCCGCGCACCAAGGUUGUGUAUUUAGCAAGCGAGACGUUCAAUUACAGCGCCAUCGACCGCGUGAAGUCUCGAGGAAAGAGGCUAGCGCUAGAAAAAGUGCCCAAGGUGGGCCAACGUUUCCACAGGAUUGGCCUGCCGCCCAAGGUGGGCUCGUUCCAGAUCUUUGUAGAGGGCUACAAAGACGCCGAUUUCUGGCUGCGGCGCUUCGAGGCGGAGCCUUUACCAGAAAACACUAAUCGCCAACUUCAGCAACAUUUCGAGAGACUGGUGGUGCUGGAUUACAUCAUCAGAAACACGGAUCGAGGGAACGACAACUGGCUCAUCAAAUACGACUGUCCGAUGGAUACGUCAAGCAACAGGGACAGCGAUUGGGUGGUGGUGAAGGACCCCAUCAUUAAACUGGCGGCGAUUGACAACGGACUGGCCUUCCCUCUCAAACACCCAGAUUCAUGGAGAGCCUACCCGUUUUACUGGGCCUGGUUGCCGCAGGCUAAAGUUGCGUUCUCCCAAGAGAUACGAGAAUUAGUUCUGCCCAAAUUGUCCGACCCGAACUUCAUCAAAGACCUCGAGGAAGACCUAUACGAGCUUUUUAAGAAAGACCCGGGUUUCGACCGAGGACAGUUCAAGAAGCAGGUCUCGGUAAUGAGGGGUCAGAUCCUGAACCUGAGUCAGGCGCUGAGGGAGGGCAAGACGCCGCUGCAGCUGGUGCAGAUGCCGCCGGUGAUCGUGGAGACGGCCCGGGCGCCGCAGCGAGCCAACAGCGAGUCCUACACGCAGAGCUUCCAGAGCAGGAGACCCUUCUUCACCUGGUGGUGACGGGGAUCGCGGGAGUGGUAAACAAAGCACGUUCUUCUGAAGGAAAGCCUUGCCUUGUCGACUGUUACACUGUACGAAACACACGAAGCCGCGUUCACGACGACCCGCAUGUCGAUGAAGGAGAAACUUUCUUCCGCCGUAGUGAAAGCUCGCUGCUUGACGGAUGCUCAGCUAUAAGCGUUUUCUCGCCUCGCUUGUGUGCUAGUUUCGUUUUUCUCGCAAUCGUUGAAGUCACACAUUCUCCUGCUUUUUUUUUUCUCUCUCUCUCUCUCUCUCUCUCUCUUCCCCCCUCAUUAUAUUUUUCUACUUUUUUACGCUCACCUUUCUGGCGCUCGUAACCUGGAGGCGGGGUCGCCGGAGCGCGCGCGGAAACACUGGAACGUUCCAUUUUCACGAUUCUUUUUGAUUUCGAUUUCAUUUGAAUGUUGAAGAUGUUUUUUUUUUUUUUUUUUUUUUACAAUUUAUCCACAGGUGUCGACAAAACUGACCUUAAAACGUGACAAUGGACUGUAUGAUUUGUAAUGUAAUGUAUUUAAUGAAAGAUGCUAAAACUAUAACCGUGCGACACUCAAUAAACGAACAGACUUGAGUUUUAUUUCAAAAACGGUUUAAUUGGAAGUUGAGAAAAAAAAAAAAACUCUUGUUCUUGUGCAUGUAGUAGUGUUUCCUGUUUUCGGCUACAUGUUUACUUCCGUAUUGCUUGUAAAUGUCUGUCUAAGUGACAGAAGAAGACAUUAAAUAAUCAGCACUAAUAGUGUCCAGCAUA